Leucoraja erinaceus (little skate) is the source of this 2288-nucleotide messenger RNA. It is a transcript of the gene adat1, whose product is annotated as adenosine deaminase tRNA specific 1. Gene Ontology annotation, molecular function: RNA binding; adenosine deaminase activity. Gene Ontology annotation, biological process: RNA processing. The transcript has 10 exons. The record is from RefSeq and is a predicted model, not a curated record. Lineage: Eukaryota; Metazoa; Chordata; Chondrichthyes; Rajiformes; Rajidae. The coding region runs from base 38 to 1735 and encodes 565 amino acids.
GCGCAGUGCCCCAAUUCUGGUCCUCCAGAGAGUGCCCAUGCGCAGUGCCCCAAUUCUGGUCCUCCGGCGAGUGCACAUGCGCAGUGCCGCGAAUCUGGUCCUCGGGCGAGGAGGCAGCAAUAGUGAAGGAUUUUCAGCAAUGUGGACAGCAGAUGAAAUUGCCAGUAUGUGCUACGCACAUUAUUCUACCAAGCUGCCAAAGAAAGGUCUGCCAAAUCCUGGACAAGAAUGGACUCUGCUUGCAGCUGUCGUAAAAGUUGAGGAGCAACCAAACAGGCAAUCAGUUUUAAACAGUGAGAGCAAUGAUGUAUACCUGGAAGUUGUUGCUAUGGGAACUGGAUCAAAAUGCGUUGGACAGACAAAAAUGAGUAAAAGUGGCAAUAUUGUUAAUGACAGCCAUGCAGAGGUGACUGCACGACGUGGGUUCCUGAGGUAUUUAUAUUGUCAACUUAAAGAAGCAUUCACCAACAAAAAUAGCAUCUUUAUCAAAAGCGGACAAAAAGCAAAAUGGAAACUGAAGCCUGGCAUUACAUUUGUGUUCUUUACAAGCCAUACUCCAUGUGGUGAUGCUUCCAUUAUUCCAAUGAUAGAAAAUCACAACGAACCUUUAGUGAAAAUGAGAGUUGUGGGGAGUGUUGAGCAAAAAGUUAUUGCUGUUCAAGAUAAUAAAAAUAUUGAAGACGCACAAAUAUUAAAUUAUGAAGAGCACUUACUGGACAAAAGACAGAAAUGUGAUUCAAGUUCAGCAGUGAUUCCUGAAAAAAGGAUUAAAAGAGCUAAUGAAACUGGAGACAUAUCUGGAAGCAGCAGCAUUUGUAAAAACAAACCCGAUCAUCAGUCUGCAAAAGGAGGCAUGGACAUCCAGAUCAAUGAUAAUCAACCCUGUGGAGCAGAAACAAUGUCUGAGAGCAAUCACGAUACCUCACUAUUUCAAAGUGCAUUUGCAUUGAACACACAAAAUAACAAACAGAAACAGAUUGAAGUUUCCGAUAUAUACCGAACUGGAGCUAAAUGUGUACCAGGUGGCCUUCAAGAUUCGCUUGGGCCUGGAAUUAAUUAUCACUGCGUUGAAUCCUUGAGAGUGAAACCAGGAAGAGGCAACAGAACAUUAUCAAUGUCAUGCAGUGAUAAACUUGCACGUUGGAAUAUUCUCGGUUGUCAAGGAGCACUUCUCAUGCAUUUCUUUGAAGAGCCAGUGUAUUUCUCUUUCAUUGUAGUAGGGCACUGCCCAUAUAGCGAAGAGGUAAUGAAGAGAGCUAUAAUAGAAAGGUGUCGUCAUGUAGCCUCGCUUCCAAAUGAAUUCAGAGUCCAAGAUGUAAAGAUACAACAGUCUCAGUUGCCGUUUGUACAUAGUCGCCAUUCAGCAUUGAGCAACCAUGAUCCCAGUAAAGGGAGACUUGUACCUUGUGCAGCAGCGUUAAGUUGGAGUGCUGUACCAGACCAACCACUAGACGUCACUGUAAAUGGCUAUAAACAAGGAGCCACAAAAAAGAUACUGGAAACGCCCCAAGCGAGGUGUAGAAUUUGCAAGGCUGAGCUUUUCAUGGUAUUCCGAGAACUUCUCACUUUUCUUUCUGAACAGAACUACCCAGUUUCCCUUCGAAACCUUAAGCUAAAAACCUACUGGGAAUUCAAGGAGGCUGCAACAAAUUAUCAGAAAGCAUGGAGUGAAGUGCAGAAGCAAGCAUUUGGAACCUGGAUUAGAACCUCAAGGGACUUUCUGCAAUUCCAUUAGAUAGGAAACAUCAAAAUAAUGUGACAAAGGUAAUUGAGAUCUGUGUUAUGUGGAUGCUCAUAGCAGAUAUUUUCUUUAAGUUUAACUCUGAAAAUUUGCAAUGAAUACAACAUGGAAAAGCAAUGUUUUCUAACCAUUGGCGUUUAAUUAAACUGAUAAUCGACUGUUUCUAGAUUGAAAUCAAAAGAGGAAUUUGUGGUGUUUAAGAAGGAACUGCAGAUGCUGGAGAAUCGAAGGUUACACAAAAAAGCUGGAGAAAUUCAGCGGGUGCAGCAGCAUCUAUGGAGCGAAGUUGUGGUGUCAAACUCUGAUAGUAAUUUGCCAGAUUUUGUUUUAAAUUGUAUUGUGAAUAUUUAAUCAUAGUAUUCAGUAGUUUAUAAUAUAGCAGUGAUAUGUUAGAUAUCUUUAUAGAUGUAUAUUUGAUUUGUAGCAUUAAAAAAAUAAUUCUUUAGUGUAUAUAAUUUUCAGUUUCUUUUUGUGCUAAUGAUCCGUACUUAUCAGCUACCUCUUUCUUUAACUGCAUCUUUUCAAUAAACAAAGUAUUCCUAAGUAA